This is a messenger RNA of Scleropages formosus (Asian bonytongue), 3675 nucleotides long. Its product is annotated as beta-chimaerin-like. The record is from RefSeq and is a predicted model, not a curated record. Gene Ontology annotation, molecular function: GTPase activator activity. The transcript has 13 exons. NCBI's taxonomy places the organism in Eukaryota, Metazoa, Chordata, Actinopteri, Osteoglossiformes, Osteoglossidae. The coding region runs from base 1433 to 3169 and encodes 578 amino acids. Gene Ontology annotation, biological process: signal transduction; positive regulation of GTPase activity; regulation of small GTPase mediated signal transduction.
UCGUCUCUUGACAGUACACAGAGAUUAAGAAAAGCCUUUUCGAGCCAUUUUCCCUCCUGUAGUGGUGUUCUCUUUGAAGCGUGUGUCCUGAAAGGCGUUCGUUCGUUCGAGUGCUUUUCCGGAUGAAAGACCGCUGCUGUUUUGUCUUCCAGGAGGAAAUUUUGCUCAGGCUGCGCACUGUACACGCCUUGCCAGUUCUGUAAUUAAGCCGUGGAUCCCACCAGCAAUUUAAAAUGUUCCUGAGAUGGAUUUCUCAAAAGUUGAGGUGCAUUGAAGGCAGUUGAAAGCUUUGGGGUUAGCUUAUCGCAUUUUUAAAGACAGUGGGGAUGAAGGUAUUUCUAAAACAAAGGCUUUCAGGGGAGUGUUGUGGUUUGUGUGGUGGAGCUUGGAGAGGAUUUUCUCGCAGAUGGCACAGCAAACGACUGACCGCCUGCUCUCAUUUUGCUUUCGGGCGGAUUGUACGAGGUGAGUUUAACUAUCCGAGUGCUAAAAGUGAACGGCGUUGGUCUCCAGCUCCCGCUAAUGGAAAGACUCGGCUUAAUGUUCUGUGAAAGGCUUGUCGGAAGACCUUCUCAUGAGCCGUCGGUGUUACCACAGACGGUUAAUUUUACAGUCUGCGACAAGACCUAUUUUCAUGCCGUUUUUAUUUCCGACGAAGGUCGUCCUCGGGCUCGGAGUUCAGUUGUCUUCAUUUGCAGGUGAACCUGGAACAUAUUUCGACGUGCAAACAAUUAUGCGCGAGCUGGUAGUAAUUGUAUUCAAAAUACCGAACAGGUGUGGGUCCGAACGUCAGCGAUUGAAUAUUCAUGAGCACCUGUCUUGAAACGAACUCCUUAGGUUCGGAAACAGAAUUUUCAGAGCGCGCAACUGAGAUAUUUCUUUUCUGAGUCAACAGUUUCGCCUGUUAUCGUUUGCAGUAUUUUAUUACACGCUGUUAUUGGUGCUGUGUCCUCAUCGUCAUCAUCGCAGGCUGAGGAUGGGUUAUUAUUGGUGCUGUACCCCGCGAGUGAUUACCGGGAGUUACAGUGCUAUGCGGUUGCCAGGGAAAUGAGCAACUAUCAGGGGGUGUUAUUAUUUUAGCUGAGUGUUUUUCGGUAGACACAACAUUAGGAUCCUCUUGGCUGCCACGUUCUCUCAGGAAAUCUGUCUGCACUCAGUUCUGUUUUAUAUUAGGCAUCCAAAUGCACUCCAAAUAGAUGGUGUCUGUCUGUGUAGUUUCGUCCGGCUCUUUCGCUUUUUUUACCGGCCCAUUUGUGUUUCCAUGAUCUGGUAUAUUGUGGCUACACACAAGAAAGGAGUGUUUUUUUUCCCCCCCUUAGUGUCGCAUUCCAUUGUAAAAAUUAGCAGUGAGACAGGGUGAUGAGGCUCGUUCUGAUCUGUUGUUUGAAACACUGGCUUCAUUAGAACUGGCAACUUCCUCUGAGCAACAGUCAUGCGCCUGGGAUGCUGCUGCAUCCACAGAAAGUACGCCAGUCGGACAUCUGCAGCACCGCAGGGUCACAAGCGUGGACUCGCGGAAGCCGCUCGUGAGACGGCCCGCGAUCAGAGCCGACGAGGCCCCUGCCGGCGCGGAUGGCCGCUUCCUCUGGGGCCGUGUAAAACAGGCGUGGAGAAGCGAGACCACGAGCGCUGCGGGGCAAGGACGGCAGGGUUCCGCACGUGCCCAUCCAGAAUGGACGGAGCGCCGCAGCUGCACCCCUCGAGCCACGAUCCGAUGCCAAUUAGUGCAAUGUGGGAAAGCAAGCGUGGACGGAACGCACUGGCGGCGAUGAGCCCAUUCCACCGGUGCCCCGCUGCGGUCACCCUGCUCGGAGCAGAUCCGGAAGAGUACCAGCCGCCCAUAUGGAAGUCCUACCUGUACCAGCUACAGCAGGAGGCUCCACGUCCCAAGAGGAUCACCUGUUCCCAGGAGAUGGAGAGCAGGCCAAAGUACUACGGCAGAGAGUUCCACGGUAUGAUUUCUCGGGAGAGGGCGGACGAGCUUCUGGAAGGUGCCGAGGGGGCGUACCUUAUCAGAGAGAGCCAGAGACAGCCGGGAACCCACACUCUGGCUCUGAGGUUUGGGAACCAGACACUGAACUACAGGCUCUUCUAUGAUGGAAAGCACUUUGUCGGGGAGAAGAGGUUCGAGUCGAUCCACGACCUGGUGACAGAUGCCCUGAUCACGCUCUACAUCGAGACCAAGGCUGCCGAGUACAUCGCCAAGAUGACCACCAACCCCAUUUAUGAGCACGUGGGGUACACAUCCCAGCGGAGGAACAGGGUCACGCGGCAGCUCUGCAGGGGUCCACCACAGUCCAGAAAGGUUACCUUCCAGCAGGAUAACAAGAUCCCCUCCCCGUCCUCGCUGGGUUUACGGCCCACCGCGCGGGACCAGGAGAAACACUGCAGCUAUGAAAAGGCCCACAAUUUUAAGACCCACACCUUCAGAGGACCCCACUGGUGUGAAUACUGUGCCAACUUCAUGUGGGGUCUCAUCGCCCAGGGGCUGCGCUGCACAGACUGCGGGCUGAACGUGCACAAACAGUGCUCCAAGCUGGUGCCCUACGACUGCCAGCCGGACCUGCGGCGGAUAAAGAAGGUCUUCAGCUGUGAUCUCACCACGCUGGUCAAGGCCCACAACACACAGCGACCCAUGGUGGUGGACAUGUGUAUCCGGGAGAUUGAGCGCAGAGGUCUGCAGUCGGAAGGGUUAUACCGAGUGUCCGGGUUUACCGAGCACAUCGAGGACGUGAAGCUGGCCUUUGAUCGAGAUGGGGACAAGGCUGACAUCAGUGAGGAUGUCUACCCUGACAUCAACAUUAUCGCCGGAGCCCUGAAGCUCUACCUGCGAGACUUACCCAUCCCUGUCAUCACUUAUGACCUGUACUCCAAAUUCAUACAGGGUGCAAAGAUUUCUAAUCCGGAUGCCCGACUGGAGGCGAUUCACGACGGUCUGUUGAUGCUCCCACCCGCACACUAUGAAACACUCCGCUACCUUAUCACACACCUGAAGAGAGUAACCAUGUACGAAAAGGAAAACUUGAUGAACGCCGAGAACCUCGGCAUCGUGUUCGGACCAACCCUGAUGCAGCCGCCUGAUCAGAACACUCUGGCAACUCUGAACGACAUGCGAUACCAGAAGCUCAUCGUUCAGAUCCUGAUUGAAAAUGAAGACAUCUUGUUUUAAAAGCAAAAAAAAAGGCAAAAUGUGUGUCCCUUAGUCUCCCUGAACGAGGGCCCGUAUUUAUUACGAAUGUCUCCAUUUCAUUCAGAUUGUUCCAUUUGGCUUUUUUUUUAAUUAUUUUUUUUGCUCUGCAACUUGUAAAAUGGUCAGUAGUUCAUCUGACUCAUAUAUGGAGAAGCGUAUGACCGUGUGAAGGUCAGAGGUGACUCCCUCACCUUCCGCUUCAAGUUUCAAGGGUCACGUUUAUGCCCAUGUCUCUCUCAGGUGGCACGCAGCCAGACAUCCUCCGCGCUGGCAGCGUUCAGUGGCACAUACGAAGGUCCUAAAAUAUUUCGGCGUUCCGUUUCGUUAACAUCGUUCUCGGAACGGUUUUGUUGACGAGAUAUUCCCGGAUGAAUUCUUGCACGGUUUAUUAAUUCUCGCUCCAUCUCAGCUGAGGCCUGGUCCCUAUUCAGAUCAACGCUGGAAGCUGUGCCUCAGCCUACAUAGGUGCUGUAGGUUAUGGUGAC